AUGAAGUCCUUUUGCGAUAAUGAUGAUACUAAUCAUAGCAACACGACUAAUCUUUUAGGGUUUUCACUCUCCUCAAACAUGUUGAAAAUGGGAGGUAGAGGAGGAGAAGCUCUUUACUCAUCGUCGUCUCCUUCAGCUGCAACUUCUUCCUCUUCCGUUCCACCACAGCUUGUUGGUGAUAUCAGUAGCAACAACUAUGCAGUCUGCUAUGGAUCUAACUCAGUAGCUGCGACAGCCGGGGAAAUCUAUUCUCACAUGUCUGUGAUGCCACUCAGAUCUGAUGGCUCUCUUUGCCUAAUGGAAGCUCUCAACAGAUCCUCUCACUCAAACCAUCAUCACCAAACUCAAGAUUCAUCUCCAAAGAUGGAGGAUUUCUUUGGGACCCAUCACAACAACACAAGUAACAAAGAAGCCAUGGAUCUUAGCUUAGAUAGUUUAUUCUACAAUACCACUCAUGAGCCUAACAACAACACAAACUUUCAAGAGUUCUUUAGCUUCCCUCAAACCAGAAACCACCAUGAGGGAGAAACAAGAAAUUACGAGAAUGACCCUGGUUUGACAAAUGGAGGAGGAGGGUCUUUUAAUGUAGGGGUAUAUGGGGAAUUUCAGCAGUCGCUUAGCUUAUCCAUGAGCCCUGGCUCACAAUCUAGCUGCAUCACUGGCUCUCACCACCACCAAAACCAAAACCACCAUCAGGUCUCUGAAGCUUUGGUUGAAACAAGCGUUGGCUUUGAGACAACAACAGUGGCGGUUGCGAAGAAGAAGAGAGGACAAGAUGAAGUUGUGGUUGUUGGACAGAAGCAGAUUGUCCACAGAAAAUCUAUCGAUACCUUUGGACAAAGAACUUCUCAAUACCGAGGCGUUACAAGACAUAGAUGGACUGGUAGAUACGAAGCUCAUCUAUGGGACAAUAGUUUCAAGAAGGAAGGUCACAGCAGAAAAGGAAGACAAGUUUAUCUGGGAGGUUAUGAUAUGGAGGAGAAAGCUGCUCGAGCAUAUGAUCUUGCUGCACUCAAGUACUGGGGUCCCUCUACUCACACCAAUUUCUCUGUGGCGAAUUAUCAGAAAGAGAUUGAUGACAUGAAGAACAUGACUAGACAAGAGUACGUUGCUCAUCUGAGAAGGAAGAGCAGUGGUUUCUCUAGGGGUGCUUCCAUUUACAGAGGAGUCACAAGGCAUCACCAGCAUGGAAGGUGGCAAGCUCGGAUCGGUAGAGUCGCCGGAAACAAAGAUCUCUACCUUGGAACUUUCGGAACGCAAGAAGAAGCUGCAGAAGCCUACGAUGUAGCAGCAAUCAAGUUCCGUGGCACAAACGCUGUGACUAACUUUGACAUAACGAGGUACGACGUUGAUCGUAUAAUGGCUAGCAACACACUCUUGUCUGGAGAGUUGGCUCGAAGGAACAGCAACAGCAUCGUCGUCAGGAACAAUAGCGACGAGCAAACCGGUUUAACCUCUGUCGUGGACGUUGGUUCGAACAAGGAAGUGAAUACUCCCGAGAGAGUGUUGAACUUUCCGGCGAUCUUCCCUUUGCCUCAGGUUGGGCACAAGAUGUUCGGAGCAAAUGUGGUCGGAAAUAUGAGCCCGUGGACUACUAACCCUAAUGUUGAGCUUAAGACCGUUGCUCUUACCAUGCCUCAGAUGCCGGUUUUCGCUGCUUGGGCUGAUUCUUGA
Messenger RNA from Microthlaspi erraticum, 1674 nucleotides. NCBI's taxonomy places the organism in Eukaryota, Viridiplantae, Streptophyta, Magnoliopsida, Brassicales, Brassicaceae. The record is from the annotation of a GenBank genome assembly.